AAAAAAUAUGUCUAUCAAUAUGAUUUUAUGAAGAAAAUCAUGUGAAAAUUAAAGAAUAAAAUAAAAAAAUUUUCAUAAUGAAAUUGAAAAAAACAAACGUAAAAGAAAAAUGUGGCAUAUCAAGGGAAUUUUGCACGCAACGAAAUGAAAUCACGGGAGUAAGACAUAUAAAAAAAGUAUUAAAUCUUGAGGUGUUAGCAACACCUCGUACCUUUAAAUCAGCAAAAUUAAUAAAAAAUGAACUAAAAUAUAACGCAGACACAUUUAAAGCCAAAAAUAAAAAAAUGAUAUAUCUCAAGAGUGUGUGGUCGUUUAUAAAAUCACAACACAACUGUUUUGUAUUGUGUUAUUAAUAAAAUUUAUAAUUUCAUACUGCCAACGAGGAAAACUUGAUAUAAUCACCAUAAAAAGAAAAUAACCCUAAAUAAAUCUUUAAUGCGAUCAUAAAAUUCCAACGAUUGAAAAAAAGAACACACAAAAUAAAUGAAUUAAAUUUAUUAAAUAAUUUUUAUUUAAACGAAUUUUUAGCAAUAAAUAACAAAUAACAAAACUAAAGAAAAGAAAUUAUGAAUGAAAUAAUAAUAAAUAAAUCAAUGAAUGUGUUUAAAUAAUUAUACAUACGCAUCACCAAAAACGAAUUCUUUUAAGAAAUAUAAGCCGUGUGAAACCUUUCAAGUAGUUGAACUUCAACUUUGAUAAAUCGAUUUCUAAGGAAAAUUGACAAAAACCAAAUAAAUAAAGCUUCAACCAAACAUGGCCUGAAAGAAAGUUUUAAUUGAACAAAAAUAAAACGUCAAGGAAACCAACAAUUUAACAACGCACCCGAAAUAACGCUACACAACUAUCGAAAGAAUUAAAAAAACUUAAACAUUUCAAAUUGGCAAUUAACUUUUGGACAAGUGCAACUAAAAAAAUAUUAACAAAAGAAAAGAUUAAGAAAUAUAUUAAAGCCAAAUACUAAUCAACGAAGACAAAAAUUAAGCCAAAUAAAAUUCAAAGCAAAGCUUUUAAUUUAACAAACAAAAACAAAACAAAUGUAGUAGUGAUGAGUAUAAUGCUUAAUAUUUAUAGCGCACGCAUCAAUAUCCCCAAAAAUCAAAUUAAGAAAAGAUCACUAAAAUAGAGUAAUUGCAAAAAGUUAAAAAAGCACCUUUACUCUCAAAUAUAAAAACACACAAAAAAGCACACACACUGUUUAGCUCGCCCGCUCUCUUCCACUCAUUAAGCAAUUUAGCUGCAAGCACCCAUAUUUUGCUGUGAGAUACAUAUUUAGAAAAAAAUAUAAAAUAAAAAGCAUCAAAGCUUUCUUCCAUUUUAAUCCUUUACAAAAGAAACAAACAAAAAACUUUAUACAACAACAUUUGAGAGAAUUAAUUAUAUAAAUAAUACAACUACAACAACACCACCACUACAAUACACAAAAUUGAGAUUAUUAUAUGUAAUUGAUCACUUGCCACACACGCUCGCUCUCGCUCGCUGACGUGACAAAAUCACUUCAUUAUUGAACCAGAGAUACUGCAUAAAAAUAACAGAAACAAACGUGUUCAAACCAAACGAAUGAAUCCUUAAUCAAGCGAUCUUGCCCAUCCAGCCAGCCUGAUCCAACCUACUGUUUCCCUCACAAAAAGGCCAAAAAGUCAUAAAGCUUAUCAAAUCAAAUGAAAGCUUCUUCUAACCGUCCACAUUAAUUUUUAUUAAUGAAACGCUUAUCUCUAAAAUCAAACAUAUUUCAAAUUUCUAGAGAUCUAUACUAAACUUACAAUUACCACUACCACUUUAGGUGUGAUUUAAAAACCAACACUGUGGUCAAUUUUGUGUUUGAAAACCCAUCAAGAUAAUUACAAAAUUCGGCCAACAAUUGAGUUUGUGUAAGGAAAACACCCCAAAAGACUAUACAAGUAAAAGGUGUUUUCCCUUCCAAACUCCUCCACCAGCAACAACAAGAAAAACCAUAAUUAAUAAAACAAUAACAAUAACAAUCAGUACAAAAACAAAUUUAUCAAAUUAAACAUGGGUUUAAUACGUAAACGGUUUUCACACCUGCAUAUAAUCGUAGCACUAUGUGUGCUCUUGGCGUCUUGCACAAUAACGCUCACACUAGCUGCCGAUGAUACUAAUGACAAUGAUCCAUCUGAUGAUAAUCAGACUCUCCUACAAAAAGUCACAACACUGCGAGCAGUUAUCGAAGGUGAUGCGGACGAUGACGACAACGAUGUAAAUGGUGAUGACGAUGAUGAUGACGAUUCAAUAUCACUGUCUUCGUCCAAAUCGCCAGCCAACAGCUCAUUAGCGCUGCCGCAGACAUCAUCUAGCGAUGUGCAGUGUAGUGAAGGUCUUGUUGUUCCGUUGUGGAUGCCUCAGACCAAUCUUAGUACUGGAGAUCGGGUCGCACGAGGCUUGGUUUAUUUUUUCAUCAUGAUCUACCUGUUUAUCGGCGUUUCAAUUGUAUCCGAUCGCUUUAUGGCAGCAAUUGAAGUGAUCACGUCUAAGGAAAAGGAGGUGGUGAUAAAGAAGAAAAAUGGCGAGAAACAAAUUGUGGUGGUUCGCGUCUGGAACGAGACAGUUGCUAACUUGACGCUGAUGGCCUUGGGUUCCAGUGCCCCCGAAAUUCUACUAUCUGUGAUUGAAAUGUUUGCCAAGAACUUUGAAGCGGGCGAUUUGGGCCCUGGUACUAUUGUGGGUUCGGCGGCCUAUAACUUAUUUGUGAUCAUAGCGCUGUGUGUGUUUGUGGUGCCCGAUGGUGAGGUACGCAAGAUCAAACAUUUACGGGUGUUCUUUGUCACUGCUUCGUGGUCGGUGUUUGCCUAUAUUUGGCUGUAUCUGAUUUUGGCCCAAAUCUCUCCUGGCCGUGUCGAGGUCUGGGAGGGUCUGCUGACGUUUAUGUUCUUCCCUGCAACUGUGCUGACCGCCUACAUAGCCGACCGUCGUCUCUUGAUCUACAAAUACCUAGACAAGAAUUAUCGCAUGAAUAAGCGUGGCGUUAUUGUGAGCGCUGAGGGCGACGCAGCGCUCGAAAUGAAUCAACAAGACGAAAUCAAACAGCUGGAGGAGACUGAAGAGAUGAAGGACUUUGAGGAAGCCCGGCGUGAAUACAUUUCAUUGUUAAAGGACUUGCGCAAGAAGUAUCCACAAAGUGAUCUGGAGCAAUUAGAAAUGAUGGCUCAGGAGCAAAUGAUUAACCGUGGUCCCAAGUCCAGAGCCUUCUAUCGCAUCCAAGCUACACGUAAAAUGAUGGGUAGCGGCAACAUAAUGCGCAAGAUUCAAGAGCGUGCUCAAAGUGAUCUCAGCGAGGUCAAGGCUCAACUGCAGCGGGUGGACGUCAAUGUCGACGAAGAGGAGGCCGCCCUUAGGGUGUUCUUCGAGCCCGGCCAUUACACCGUAAUGGAAAGCUGCGGUGAAUUCGAAUUACGUGUAGUACGACGUGGCGAUCUAUCUGGCUAUACCACGGUCGAAUUUCAAACCGAAGAUGGUAGUGCCGAAGCCGGCAGUGAUUAUGUGGGUAAAAAAGGUGUUCUCACCUUCCCACCCGGUGUCGACGAACAACGUUUCAAGAUCGAAGUCAUCGACGACGAUGUCUUCGAGCAGGAUGAACAUUUCUAUGUUCGUCUUAGCAACCCUUCAGAGCCGGCUAUAUUGUCCGUUCCCAAAGUGGCCACAGUUAUGAUAUUGGAUGAUGAUCACGCUGGUAUUUUCGCUAUUUGCCAAAAAGAUCACGAAUUGGUUGAAUCGGCUGGUUCGUACGAACUGAAAGUGCAACGUUAUUCGGGUGCGCGUGGCAAAGUUAUCAUCCCCUAUUGGACGGAGGAUGGUACGGCCAAGGGUGGCAAAGACUAUGAACCGCAACAAGGAGAAUUGGUGUUUGAAAAUAAUGAAACUGAGUAAGUGUAAUUGAAUUAUCCAAGAUAUCAUAUAAAUGUGUCAUAUUUAUAGGUAAGAUUUAAGUGAACGUAAAAUGUACAAAUAUUAAAUGAAAAUUAUGU
Lucilia cuprina (Australian sheep blowfly) is the source of this 3980-nucleotide messenger RNA. It is a transcript of the gene Calx, whose product is annotated as sodium/calcium exchanger 3. Gene Ontology annotation, cellular component: axon; postsynapse; sarcolemma. Gene Ontology annotation, biological process: sodium ion transmembrane transport; cell communication; calcium ion import across plasma membrane. Lineage: Eukaryota; Metazoa; Arthropoda; Insecta; Diptera; Calliphoridae. Bases 2011 to 3882 code for a protein of 623 amino acids. The record is from RefSeq and is a predicted model, not a curated record. Gene Ontology annotation, molecular function: calcium:sodium antiporter activity. The transcript is spliced from 4 exons.